Messenger RNA from Limulus polyphemus (Atlantic horseshoe crab), 895 nucleotides. RefSeq lists its product as uncharacterized. Gene Ontology annotation, cellular component: cytoplasm. Lineage: Eukaryota; Metazoa; Arthropoda; Merostomata; Xiphosura; Limulidae. The coding region runs from base 138 to 557 and encodes 139 amino acids. The transcript is spliced from 7 exons. The record is from RefSeq and is a predicted model, not a curated record.
UCGUAGAUUUGAAUCAGGUUGAUUUUUGUGAGCUGGAAACCAACAGUUUUGAGUCGCUGGAUCUUUCAAGAUAUUAUCAGUUAAAGAAUGAGAUAGGAAUUAUAGAAAAUAGGAUAAAGUAUGCCGUAGAAGAAAAGAUGACGCUCAGUGGUCAAGUAUUUUUGAAGGCUCAAAAGUUGAGCGAAAAGGAAAUUUUAUUAAGCUGGUUAAAGGACAAGGAAGCUAUCCUAACAGAUCAACUGACGAAUCUCAUGGAGAGAAAAAAACAGGCAGUUGAAGAUAUGAACUGUCUCAUAGAUGAAUCACACUCGGAGAGAAGAAACUUUUGUAAGGAAACAAAACAAUUUACUGUGGAAUACGGAACGAGUGAAUGUGGGAAGAUGAUGCGAAAAGAAAAAGUCAAAGAAGAAUUAAAGAUACUUGAGCAAGAGCGACUGGCUUUACAAAGUGAAUUGGCUGGAUUCCAUGACUGUUUACAUACCAUUCAGAGUCUACGUAAGGAAACCACUAUUUGGACCCAAGAACUAGCAAAUUUGAGAAACAUUCAUGAAGGAUAGGCCCAAAUCAGAACCUUAUCCCAGCGAAGGACGUGACGACAGUUUACCAGCGAAAAGUAACACAGAUAAAAUCAAUGACAACGAGACGGUGGCCUCCAGACUCGCCAAAAGACAGAAACAGUGGCAGGAACAUCAAAGAAGAAUGCACCGUUUCAUUAUCUGUAACCACAAGAAAGAUGGUUUUUUUUCAUUUGAUAAUUAAAAUUAGAAGUAGUUUCUCGUAAGGGAACCAAAUCAAACUGUUGUAGUUACAACAGCUACUUCAUAUAACGUAAAUAUUAAAUUUAUUGUCUCAUUAUGAGGUCAUUAAUUUCAUUUAUUUAAUUCCAAAAGAACAA